UUUAGUAGGUAAGGCGACAUGAGCGGGACGUUGUCGACUAGUGAUCGGUGGUGAAUUUGGAAUUUAUGCUCAUUGCUCAGUUAAAUAUAUAUAUUUUUUUCAUUUAUGAAAUCGUUGAUGAAAAUAAACUUCUUCACGUAUUUAGUCAGAAACGAUUAAAAGAUAUAGUAUUAAAUAUUGUAUGUUCUUUGAAGAAGCUGCGGACAUUACUUUGAAGGAAAAGUGCACUGACUGAAAAUAACUUACUGUUGUAUGUUAUUACUAUGUUAUAGAAUUGUGAUUUAUAAGAAAUUUUGAUAUGUUAUUGGUGAAUUUUGACAAAAUGUUACGUAUUUUUGCUUAUCAUAACCUCAAUCCAGACGCUUUGUGAAUACGUCGAACUCUGCUACAUCGCCCACCGCGACGAGGUCUCGCUUACAAAUUAAAUUUACUUUUUAUAUAUGAUUCAACGCGAGUAUCCAAUGAACAACGGGUUUAGCACAGGAGAAGAAGAUUCUAGAAGUAAUUCAGAUCAAAUAUGUUGCCUUGUGGAUGACAGCGACCGAUGUAGGCGACCUGCUGGCAACGCAUCGUACAGCAAGCGCAUACAGAAAACAGUUGCACAAAGAAGGCUCAAACUGAAUAUAGAUCCUCAGGCAAGGCAUACAUACAUUUGCGAUUAUCAUAAGACAAUGAUUCAAUGUGCAAGAACAAAGCAGAGGAGACCUAAAGACUCAGAGGAUGAUAGUCAUGAGGCAGAAGUAGAUUCUCCUGAAGUGGACUGGGUUCAGCUGCAAGUCAAUACAUUAAAAAGAUAUAAAAAACACUACAAAGUGCCAACAAAACCUGGGUUUAAUAAAACUCAGUUAGCUGAAGCAAUACAAAAACAUUUUAAGACUCUGCCAGUAAAUGAAAAAGAAAUAGUGACAUAUUUCAUUUACACGGUGAAAACAAAUGGAAAUAAGUUAGACCAGAAAAAUGGUAUGAAUUCAGACUCUGUGUAGUGAUAUUAUGUGAAAUUAAUUUAUGAAGAAUUUAGUGUUAUUUUUAGAUAUAGUAAACAGAUUGAAAAUUU
Melitaea cinxia (Glanville fritillary) is the source of this 1054-nucleotide messenger RNA. It is a transcript of the gene Sap30, whose product is annotated as histone deacetylase complex subunit SAP30 homolog. Gene Ontology annotation, molecular function: protein binding; transcription coregulator activity. The transcript has 3 exons. Gene Ontology annotation, cellular component: histone deacetylase complex. Gene Ontology annotation, biological process: regulation of DNA-templated transcription. Bases 441 to 983 code for a protein of 180 amino acids. NCBI's taxonomy places the organism in Eukaryota, Metazoa, Arthropoda, Insecta, Lepidoptera, Nymphalidae. The record is from RefSeq and is a predicted model, not a curated record.